Messenger RNA from Trichoplusia ni (cabbage looper), 2104 nucleotides. Its product is annotated as alpha-tocopherol transfer protein-like. Lineage: Eukaryota; Metazoa; Arthropoda; Insecta; Lepidoptera; Noctuidae. Bases 133 to 1071 code for a protein of 312 amino acids. Gene Ontology annotation, molecular function: phosphatidylinositol bisphosphate binding. The transcript is spliced from 8 exons. The record is from RefSeq and is a predicted model, not a curated record. Gene Ontology annotation, cellular component: membrane.
CAUGAGCCCGGAGAGAGGUAAGCUCCUCUCAGUGUACGCCGAGUCUUGCAGCUCGGCUGACGCGACAUACGCCUUUGCCUAAAAAAAAGUUUAAAAAUUGUGUUGUGUGGCUGUGAAGAUUAGCAUUAAACCAUGAAACUGAAACAGGAACUUCUAGAACAGCCGGCGGGUGAGUUAUGGAAGAGCAUCCGCGUGGAGCUGAAGGAAGACGUCUCCACCCGGGACAGAGACCUGGCUGCCAUCCGGGAGUGGCUGAAGAAGCAGCCACAUCUGCCUGACGAUUGGGAAACGGGUCCAAUAAUGACGUUUCUGCGAGGCAGUAGCUUCUCUCUGGAGAAAUGUAAGAGGAAGUUAGACAUGUACUUCACCAUGAGAGCUGCUUGCCCUGAAUUCUUUACCAAGCGUGAUGCUACAAGACCCGAACUGGAAGAGGUUAUGACUAACAAAAUACAAGGACCUCCACUACCCGGCAUCACGCCAAAUGGAAGAAGAGUUACCAUCUGCAGAGGUAUCCACCCAGACUUAAAUGCUCAGCAGAUCACAGACACCCUGAAGCUGGCUCUCAUGAUAGGAGAUGUAAGACUCACAGAGGAGAAGGAGGGAGUGGCAGGAGAUAUCUACGUGCUGGAUGCCGCUAUUCUCGGAGCCAGUAUGCUGGCGAAACUCUCUGCUGCUACCAUUAAGAAGUUCAUGAUUUGUGUUCAGGAAGCGUACCCCAUCAAACUAAAAGAGGUCCACAUAAUAAACACGUCGCCUCUUGUCGAGAGAUUCGUCAACUUCGUGAAACCUUUCCUCAAGGAGAAAAUUAGGAAACGGAUCUAUAUCCACAAGGAUGUGAAGGACCUGUACAAGUACAUUCCCCAGGAGAUGUUACCCGCGGAGUACGGCGGACAGUGUGGGACCAUGGCGUCGUUACAAGAGCAAUGGAAGCUAAAACUCCAGGAAUACCGCGAAUGGUUCAAGCGUCAAGACAGCGUCGUCGCCAACGAGUCUCUCCGGCCGGGGAGACCCACCAACUACGACGAGUUGUUCGGUAUCGAUGGCUCCUUCAGACAGCUCUCUAUCGACUGAUGGAUAUACAUCGACAAUUACUUCUCCAAGUAAUGGAACUACACUAUUGUCUUUAGUAUUGCCUAAUGGUGUGGCGGUUUUAUCAAAUUGACCAAAUUUUGAUUCAAUUCUUUUAUUAUUUCAAGAAUCCUUAACAUUUAAAGAUAUAAAGGGUUUGACUGCAUUAACGAGUGCCAUAAUCGCAGGUGCGGUUAGUAACUUGUUAAUUUUUGACACGUCACGCUCAGUGGGUUUGUCUUAGUGAACUCAACCACUCGGUUUUCCGUGCAGUCAAAUUAUCGACAUCAGUCAAUAUAAUGUAUACUUGUCCAAAAAUAAGUAAGAAGAAUAGGUUUAAAUACUGUUUCUUGUUUAGUCAAGUGAAGUUUUGGAAGCUUGCUGAUUACUCUAAUUGAAGCAAGUGACCACCAUGCCACCUACUACCAAAUCAUUUGAGAAUUGAAAAAUUGAGAUUUUAGGUCCAUUAAAUUUAUAGUACUUGCUAUUAAUAUUACUGGUUCAGGCAGAAUAUAGUUAUAUGAAUAGUGUAGUUCCAUUACUUGUAUGGUAAUUAUGUAUUCUUAAACUGUGAAGUAUUAUUUUAUAAUUUUAGAUUAUUAUGGACUGGGUCCAAAAAUUGUAUUAUUGAUAUAAGUAGUGAUAAUUGUGACUUACAUUACAUUACCCAUGGUUUUUUUUAAGAAUGUUUAAAAAAUGGUGGAUAUUUAAAAAAAAUAGCAAGAGAUUUCAAUUGUGCUUAAACUCUUUAGAACUAAGUUGUAAUAGAUUUUUUUUGCUUCUCUCUAUUGGAAUAAUUUAGAUAUUGCACAUUUUGAGGUAUCUAGAAUUGAAUUAUUUACACAAUUUUAAUUGAUAAAUUAUGAUUUAAAGUUAUGAUAAGGUUCUCAUGAGAUUUAUUGUAUGUUAUUAAUAUGGGAACAAUUAUAAAAGAACAUUCAGUUGUAAUCGAAAAGGAUUUUAGAUAUGAAAUAUCAAAAGAAGCUAGCAAUAAUGUUGCAUAUCUGUGGUAAUUAAAUAUUAUUUCUUAAGUAAA